AUGGGUUUCUUCAACUCCAUCGCUGAUGCAUUCUCCAAGAAUGGCGCUGUCACCAAGUUCUGCGAGCAAAUUCCCGUCGUGGGCCACGUGACUGCCGGCAUCCAAGCUAUUGCUGGCAACACCGAGGAGGCCAAACGUGCGCUUGCUACGAGUACCGGCAACCUCGUCAGCACCGUUGGAGCUGUUGGCGGUUUCGUUGUUGGUGGACCGCCUGGGGCAGUUGCAGGCGGAGCACUCGGAGGUCUGGCUGGUACAUUUGUCGAAAGUGGUAUCGCAGGCUCAAUCAACAACCCUUCAGUCAAAGGGGAUCUUGGAGAUGUCACGGCGGGAAAGGUUAUCGCCAACAUGGGACUUGGUGGAGCUUCCGGUAUGCUUGGUGGCGGAGGCGGCCUGCUCAAAUCUGGUGGCACAGCAUUCGGCAAAGAGCUUAUGAAAGGAGCUGCUAAGAUCGGUGCUGGAAGUGCAAUCGGACAGGGUCUGAAGGGCUUAAAGCCAGACGCAAGCACAGGCGAUUUAGAUGAGACUGAGCCCGAGACGCGCAAGUACGUCAGCCAGAUCAACAAGACGAAGUCAGAUGCCUGUGCUGCGCAGAUGAUUGCUAUGGCUGCCAAGUAUCCGGUCACUCCAGUCAGCGGACCAUCCCUCAACGCCGGAGGAUGGUUGCGGGGAGCGAUCACGGUCGGCCAAUUUCUGGAGCUUGGUACGGCUGAGUUCACACAAGCUCUGGUCUACUUCCACGAAAGAUUCGAUGCGAACGGAGCACAAUCUCAAGGUGGCAUUGACAAGGCUGUCACCGAUUUGAUGAACAGAGGCGGCAUGAUCGUGGAGAACGGUGCGAAUGUUCAGAAGACUGCGGAUCAGAUCAGGACCUUGUUGGAAGAUGACGAAGUGACGCUGGUUAACCUAACAAGCAUUGCAGCACACUCAUUCGAAUUUGAGUUUGACGAGCAUUGA
Molecule: messenger RNA, 954 nt
Organism: Fusarium odoratissimum NRRL 54006
Lineage: Eukaryota; Fungi; Ascomycota; Sordariomycetes; Hypocreales; Nectriaceae
Exons: 2
Coding region: 1-954 (317 amino acids)
Source: RefSeq, a predicted model, not a curated record